AUGGACUCGGUGGAGAAGGGGGCCGCCACCUCCGUCUCCAACCCGCGGGGGCGGCCCUCCCGGGGUCGGCCGCCAAAGCUGCAGCGCAACUCCCGCGGCGGCCAGGGCCGAGGUGUGGAGAAGCCCCCGCACCUGGCGGCCCUAAUCCUGGCCCGCGGCGGCAGCAAGGGCAUCCCCCUGAAGAACAUUAAGCACCUGGCGGGGGUCCCGCUCAUUGGCUGGGUCCUGCGUGCGGCCCUGGACUCGGGGGUCUUCCAGAGUGUUUGGGUUUCAACAGACCAUGAUGACAUUGAGAAUGUGGCCAAACAAUUUGGUGCACAAGUUCAUCGAAGAAGUUCUGAAGCUUCAAAAGACAGUUCUACCUCACUAGAUGCCAUCAUAGAAUUUCUUAAUUAUCACAAUGAGGUUGACAUUGUAGGAAAUAUUCAAGCUACUUCUCCGUGUUUACAUCCUACGGAUCUUCAGAAAGUUGCAGAAAUGAUUCGAGAAGAAGGAUAUGAUUCUGUUUUCUCUGUUGUGAGACGCCAUCAGUUUCGAUGGGGUGAAAUUCAGAAAGGAGUUCGUGAAAUGACUGAGCCUCUGAAUUUGAAUCCAGCUAAACGACCUCGUCGACAAGACUGGGAUGGAGAAUUAUAUGAAAAUGGCUCGUUUUAUUUUGCUAAAAGACAUUUGAUAGAGAUGGGUUACUUACAGGGUGGGAAAAUGGCCUACUACGAGAUGCGAGCCGAGCACAGUGUGGACAUAGAUGUGGACAUUGACUGGCCUAUUGCAGAACAAAGAGUUUUAAGAUUUGGCUAUUUUGGCAAAGAGAAGCUGAAGGAGAUAAAACUUUUCGUUUGCAAUAUUGAUGGAUGUCUAACCAAUGGCCACAUUUAUGUAUCAGGAGACCAAAAAGAAAUAAUAUCGUAUGAUAUAAAAGAUGCUAUUGGGAUAAGUUUAUUAAAGAAAAGUGGUAUUGAGGUGAGGUUAAUCUCAGAAAGGGCCUGUUCAAAGCAGACUCUCUCUUCCUUAAAACUGGAUUGCAAAAUGGAAGUCAGUGUACCAGACAAGCUUGCAGUUGUAGAUGAAUGGAGAAAAGAAAUGGGCCUAUGCUGGAAAGAAGUGGCAUAUCUUGGAAAUGAAGUGUCUGAUGAGGAGUGCUUGAAGAAAGUGGGCCUCAGUGGCGUUCCUGCUGAUGCCUGUGCCGCUGCCCAGAAGGCUGUUGGAUAUAUCUGCAAAAGCAGUGGUGGCCGUGGUGCCCUCCGAGAGUUUGCAGAGCACGUUUUCCUACUAAUGGAAAAGGUUAUUAAUUCAUGCCAAAAAUAG
Messenger RNA from Lipotes vexillifer (Yangtze River dolphin), 1305 nucleotides. RefSeq names its product cytidine monophosphate N-acetylneuraminic acid synthetase (gene CMAS). The transcript is spliced from 9 exons. Lineage: Eukaryota; Metazoa; Chordata; Mammalia; Artiodactyla; Lipotidae. Gene Ontology annotation, molecular function: N-acylneuraminate cytidylyltransferase activity. The record is from RefSeq and is a predicted model, not a curated record. The coding region runs from base 1 to 1305 and encodes 434 amino acids.